AGAUCACUCACACCACCAAAAUAGAAAAAGCAAGUUCUAGGGUUUCUGAAUCUCUCAUCUACCCUGAAUCUCUCACCCACCACCCUAAUGGCAUCUAGAAGAAAACACCUCUUCACACAAUCAGCUGUGAAAGCUGGAACCCCUAAGGAUUAUUACAUGAAUCCGUCUGAGAGACUGAUGGCCAAAAAAUCUGGAUGGAGUGUUCUAGAACAUGAAGAUUAUAUUGAGACGAUAUUCGACAUGUCUGCUUUCAAUUACAUGGAAGGUGAAAUUGUUUAUGCCAAAGGAUACAACUGUCAAGCUAUUGGAGAUUCUGUAAACAAGGAUGAUGAGUGCGGUUACAUUAUGAACUCUGAUUUCAUUGAUUUUAAGGGUAUUGAUGGUGAGAUGAAAGGUGGCCUUACUAAGAUGUAUUUUCCCAAAAUCAAACGUGAUGAUACUAAGAAGAAGAAUGUUGUUGGAUCGGGUUCAGCUUGAGUAGUACUAGUAACAGAAAUGGAAGGUGGGUUCUCUUUCUAGUUAUUUUGUUUCAGCUUUUUUUUCUAGGAUUUCUGGUUUUAGUAUCUAGGGGUUUUUGAGAGUUAUGUUAGAUAUUGGUAUUUUGAUGAUCAUCAGGGGAUUAAUGAUGUAGUCCUUCCAUUUCUGUAAUGAUAGAAAAUUUGAGUAGUACUAGUAGUAAGAAAAUGGAGUAGUACUAGUAUGAAAAAUGGAAGGUGCAUUUCUAUGAAACUUUCUU
Molecule: messenger RNA, 736 nt
Organism: Papaver somniferum (opium poppy)
Lineage: Eukaryota; Viridiplantae; Streptophyta; Magnoliopsida; Ranunculales; Papaveraceae
Exons: 2
Coding region: 88-477 (129 amino acids)
Source: RefSeq, a predicted model, not a curated record